Messenger RNA from Ipomoea triloba (trilobed morning glory), 810 nucleotides. RefSeq lists its product as uncharacterized. Lineage: Eukaryota; Viridiplantae; Streptophyta; Magnoliopsida; Solanales; Convolvulaceae. Gene Ontology annotation, molecular function: zinc ion binding; nucleic acid binding. The coding region runs from base 1 to 810 and encodes 269 amino acids. The transcript is spliced from 2 exons. The record is from RefSeq and is a predicted model, not a curated record.
AUGUCUUCAAUUGCCAAACGUGAAUUUACUGAGCUUGCUAUUGACGGUAGCAACUAUUUAACCUGGGCCCUAGAUGUUGAAAUGCAUUUGACAUCAAAGGACUUAAAGCAAACUAUUGCUGAUGAGUCACAGAGAACUGAUGCCCAGAAGUCCCUGAAGGACCGAUUUGACCAACAACUAUCAAUUGUCCUCCCUCAGGCACAAUUUGACUGGCUGAAUCUGAGGUUUCAAGAUUACAAAUCUGUAAUCGAAUAUAAUUCAGCCCUGCACAAAAUUGUAUCACAACUGAAGCUCUGCAAACAUGAAGUUUCAGAGUCUGAUUUAAUUGAAAAGACUUUGUCUACUUUUCAUGCGAGUAACCUUGUACUCCAGCAGCAGUACAGGGCUAAGAAUUAUGACAAACACUCUGAACUAAUUUCAGCACUUCUUGUGGCUGAAAAACAUAAUCAGUUGUUGAUGAAAAAUCAUAAUGCAAGACCAGUUGGCUCUGCACCUGUGCCUGAAGCACAUAAUAUUGCCAAAGGGUGGAAAAAUAGAAGAGGUCGUGGUAAGGGUCGUGGUGGUAGACACGGUCGUGGUAACCGUAGAGGUAUGGAACGUAUUGGUUUAGUCCCGGAAGGUCAAAGCUCAUACAAUCGCGAUAACCGUAGGGGUACAGACCGCAUUGUUCUUACCCAGGGAAAUCAAAACUCAUCAAAGGAAAACUCUGAUCAUAAACAGGUUUGCUACCGAUGCGGAUGUAGUGGGCACUGGUCUCGCACAUGUCGCAUACCAAGGCAUUUGGUUGAUGCUUAUCAAAUGAUGACAUGA